AUGGCGUCCUCCAUUAAUGAAGAUAGCCUUUCCGCCGUUACUUCAAGUCAAUUUGAUGACCUUUCUCCUGCUGAACAUGGCCGACUCGAUGCUGAACUUGAGGCAUUAGACCAGAGCUCUGCUACCUCAAGGAAGCGCCCUUACAAGAAGAAGUGCACCGAGAUCUGGUCCUAUUCUCGCAAACCCAAAGGUGUGGAGAGGGGAAAAGACCAAUGGAAACACCAGAUCUGGUAUUGUGGCCAAAUAGUUGGACAUGGUAACAGAACCAGGCCUUGUCCCUACUCUUCAACAAACAUGAAGCGCAUUCGGGAGCAUCUGACCAAGAAUCACCUCAUUACCCUCAGCAAUGGUGAUGGAGAGCCACUCGCAAAGCGUCAGGCUACACUUCUUCGAGGCUUCGACAUUCAGAAGGCACACCCAUCUUCUCAGUUUACAACCGUAGAGAAGCAACUCCUUCGACGGGUAUUCGACAAGGGGGACAUUGCAGAGAAGCUCAUCCGCCUCCUCGCAAGCAAUAAUCAGUCUCUACGUAGCGUAGAGUGGAAGGAGUUUAUCGAGUUCUCUAAUACACUCAACCCCUUUGCGAGCGAGGUCUUACCCAACCGGAAGCAGGCUAAGGAAACGCUUGUUUCUAUCCAUCGAAAAUACAAGCGUAGAGUCAUGCGCCGUCUCCGAAAUUCCCUCUCAAAGAUUCACUUCUCCGUCGAUGUUUGGUCUUCCCCAACGCGGACAAACCUACAGGCUAUUUGCUGCCACUUCCUCGACGAAAAGACGCGGAAAGUUACGAAGGCUUGUCUAGCCCUAGCCAACCAUCCUGAGCAAUACCGGGCAGAAGAGCAGGCAGACGCGUUCUUGCGCGUCAUCAAGGAGUAUAAUAUCUCCCACAAUCGUAUCGGGGCCUUCAUCAGCGACAACCACGGCAGCAAUGAUAAGAUGAUUCGCAUCCUUAAGAAGACUAUUAAGGAGUUACCACCAGUUGAGCAUAUCCGCAUCCGUUGCCUCGGUCAUGUCAUCAACCUCGCUGCUAGCGCCUUCAUUUACAGGCAGAACAACGAGGCAGACGAGCUCUCAAAACUAAAUCUGCCAACACAAGGCAAGAAAAAGGAGAAGGACGAGAUCAAACCUCCAUCAGAAUGGCGAAAAUUAGGCCCAGUUGGCAAGCUCUUCAACCUUGUCAAACUCAUCCACGCGUCUAACGCAAACAUCAACUCCUUCACAAACAUCACAGGUUGCCAAAUGCCCCUUCCUAACGCGACAAGGUGGAACAGUUGGUUCAUCAUGAUCCACAAGGCUCUCAAGCUUCGCAAAGGAAUCAUUCAGUGGUCGAGUUCCAGAAAAUCCGCUCAAGAGGAUUGCCUCACUCACGAUGAGUGGAGAGAACUCUUUAACUACAAGAACUUCCUCCUUCCAUUUUGGCAAGCGACAAAGGCCGCCGAGGGCGACCGUGCAUCUCUUCAAUCAGUACAACUUUCAAUGGAUUACCUCGCAGACCACUACGCCAAAGCCACGGAGUUUUACAAGGACAAUGCCUCAACUAAAGCGCGCAUUCUCACCUCCCAUCUCACCUUUGACAAAUACUACAACAUUACAGAUCAGGCACCUCUCUAUGCGGCUUCCAUCCUUCUACACCCCAGCCUUCGUCGAUCUUACCUUGACAAACAGUGGGCAGCUCUCUCUACCAAGAAUGAGACCCCAUAUAUUGAGAAUGCAGUCAAGGCGACCACCUCACUUUGGGAGAAAUACAAGCCUCAGGACGGUGAUGCCGAGGGUAGCUCAAAGCCAGGCGAGCAAUCAAGCUUUGACGUGUUUAUGCAGAGUGUACUUCAGGAUAACUCAACAUGCGACGAGUUUGAGAGAUUUAUCAAAGGCGACAAGUUCCCCAUCCAUCGCUCUCCACUCGAAUGGUGGCCCGAACCCACACAGGGAGACAUGUACCCAAACCUUCAACAAUUCGCCAUUGACGUCUUCACGAUUCCCCCCAUGUUGUCGGAUAAAACUGCCUCUGUUGAUAGAACAAGCAAACUUGGUGUAAAUGCUGGGUGUCAUGUCGGCUAUGAGAACUGA
Pochonia chlamydosporia 170 is the source of this 2064-nucleotide messenger RNA. RefSeq lists its product as hypothetical. The transcript has 3 exons. The record is from RefSeq and is a predicted model, not a curated record. Bases 1 to 2064 code for a protein of 687 amino acids. Lineage: Eukaryota; Fungi; Ascomycota; Sordariomycetes; Hypocreales; Clavicipitaceae.